AUGUUCGGCUCGUCCGGGUCCGAGACCAAGCUGCCGCCUCAGAAGGAGGGUGACCACCUAGCGGCUCGCAAUCUCGUUUCAUCAGCCAGUGAGUACCUGCUCCCGCAAGAGUCCGUGAUACCAGCACAACCCAGGCAAGAUUUUUCUCUGCCAGAGAAGUGGCGCCUUGGUCGGUCGUUCCAGUAUACUCCUGGUUGCUCGUGA
Molecule: messenger RNA, 204 nt
Organism: Peronospora matthiolae
Lineage: Eukaryota; Oomycota; Peronosporomycetes; Peronosporales; Peronosporaceae
Source: the annotation of a GenBank genome assembly